ACGAGGAACAUCAAGCAAACUAUCAAAAAAAAUCAUACAACUUUUAUAAUUACCUAAAUCGUAAUUAGUGUACCUAAUUCAACUUUAGUGUCUUAUCAUUACCAAGUGUCGUGGCACCACCGAUUAGUACAAAAAUCGCUAAGUGUUUAGUGAUACUCUAAUUUAUCCAAUUAAUUAUUUUUGUGUGUUGUGUAAUUUUAAAUAAAUUUUUAUAAAAAUGGCUGAUAGUGGACUUAAACGCGAUAUCCCAAUCAAGCUUGGAGAUUUCAGUGUAAUUGAUACAGAAUUCAGCAGCAUCAGGGAAAGAUUUGAUGCCGAAAUGAAGAAAAUGGAAGAGGAAAUGUCUAAAUUCAGAUCCGAGCUUAUGAAUAGAGAAAGUAACAACUUCUUCAAAAGCACAAGCAGCACAACACAACAAACUUCCACUGACCAAAGGCUGUCCAGCUCAAACUUGGGCGCACCAGGCAGACAAGUCAGCACGUGGUUGGACGACCUCAAUUCACCAUUGAUCCGUGAGGACGCCGAUGGCAAAGUUCUGAAAUUGAGGUUUGAUGUUAGUCAAUAUGCACCAGAAGAAAUUGUUGUCAAGACAGUCGACAAUAAACUAUUGGUCCAUGCCAAACACGAAGAAAAAUCUGACACCAAGAGCGUAUACCGCGAGUACAACCGUGAAUUCUUAUUACCAAAAGGCACUAACCCCGAAGCCAUCAAGAGCUCCCUCAGCAAAGACGGAGUCCUUACUGUUGACACACCUUUACCAGCCUUAGCUGCAGGAGAAAAGAUGAUCCCCAUAGCUCACCAUUAAAUUUUUAAUUUAACAUUUGUGUAUUAAUGCGUUGUUCAAAAUUUGACAAUUUGUAAAUCAUCUCAUGUUUUUUUAUUAAAUUCAAUAAGUUGUGUAGAACUGGCCUAAUGAUGAAAGCAUAAUGUCUAAUAGAUUCAAAAACCAAGGAAAUUUGUUUAUGAUAAAUAUUUCAAAAUAUAUUUUUUGUACCGUGUGAAUACCAGUUUUUUUACAAUGAUAUGAAUUGUCAGAAUUUGAAGGCCGUGUCUUAAUUUAUUUUACAUAUGACAUCUAAAUUAUUUAUAUUUUAAUAUUUUU
Molecule: messenger RNA, 1102 nt
Organism: Ctenocephalides felis (cat flea)
Lineage: Eukaryota; Metazoa; Arthropoda; Insecta; Siphonaptera; Pulicidae
Product: heat shock protein beta-1
Exons: 3
Coding region: 218-805 (195 amino acids)
Biological process (GO): response to heat; protein refolding
Molecular function (GO): protein folding chaperone
Source: RefSeq, a predicted model, not a curated record